Molecule: messenger RNA, 6666 nt
Organism: Camelus dromedarius (Arabian camel)
Lineage: Eukaryota; Metazoa; Chordata; Mammalia; Artiodactyla; Camelidae
Gene: ARHGEF19
Product: Rho guanine nucleotide exchange factor 19
Exons: 20
Coding region: 3539-6247 (902 amino acids)
Biological process (GO): regulation of actin cytoskeleton organization; activation of GTPase activity
Molecular function (GO): guanyl-nucleotide exchange factor activity; protein binding
Source: RefSeq, a predicted model, not a curated record
UCACCGCAGUCCCAGUGGUAGGCCAAGGUGAUGCUCCUGUGCUUUCAGUGCUCCAGGAAGGCCAUGGCCCAGAAGGACAUAAAGAUGUUGAGGAACACAGUUCCCAGAUGGUCAAAGAGCUAGCCCAGCUGCGAGGGAGGGAGAGAGGGCACACUGCAGGGCCUGGCCCAGCACUGCCUUCCCAGUAGCCAGGCCCAGGUACUGGGUCCCAAACACCUAUCCACUCCCUGGCUCACCUUGGCCAUGGGGCAGAUCUUGGAAAUAUUCCAUGUGGCACAAGUAUUGCAGAGUGGGCACAUGAGGAAUGCACACCUGCUGGCACAGAUCUCCUAUGAGCAAAGGGUACCCAUCUUGGCAGGGUCUAUCCUCAACCAGACAGCUGACUCUGCCCACCCAUCUCCCCUUUCCCGCUCCCAGUCACUCAGGCCGGUAUGUCGGUGCCCGUGGUGACUAGGCCAGAAAUAAAGACCAGGGUGCCCACAAGAGAAGCAGGCAGCAGGCUAUGUAGAAACCUGCAGGGGUGACAGCACGCUCGUGAGCCCCCAUCUCUGUGCUCGACCCCAGCUCUCAGCCCUCACCCCCAGCACCAGACUCACCUAAUCAGGCAGAGUAGAUAGCCUCCUUCUCCUCAGAGUACUCUUGUAUGUGGUCCAGGGGCUGGUACUUGUACCAGCAUCCCCAGUGCACCCACUAUGAAUAGAGUUAAUUGUUAAGGGUUGAGGUCUGCACCAGGCACCUGGUACCCCAGCAGUUCAAAGGAGCCCUAAAGGGCUGCAGCAAAGCCCCAGAAUUCUCUCCAUAUGCCUCCACAGUGGGAGAUGGCUAGGCUUGCCUCAUCUCUCCCUCAUACAGUGGGGAAGGCUGCAGCAUAGACUCCCUCGGCCAGCAGAUGAGCAAUGCCCAUCUCUGCACAUUUCUGUUUCCUGUAGACUAUUCGGGCCUGGAUCUCUGCCACCUGCCAGAAAGUAUUCUGGCAUCAAUUCUGCCCCCUUAAGGUUCCAGCUGGACCUUCCUCCACAGGCAGUCUUCUCACCUCUGGUGCCUCUGUGUGUUAGAGAAGUAGGAGUCGUGGGAAUCGCUGCCCAGGAAUCUGUGAGCAGAGCAGGGGUCAGAAGCUGAACUCUCUGUCAAAUCCGGGGCUCAAUACAACGGGAGUGCAGUCUCUACGCUGAAGACAGGGAUAAAACUUACCAGUUGCUAAAACCAGAGAGUCCUACUACCUACAAAGCUCAGCCUAAGCUGGGUGCGUUCCAGUCAGUUGAGCACCUGAGGGGGAUUGAACAAGUGGGAAUCAGGGACGGGGAGCUGCUAGGGCAUGGCCUGGACCCCAGGCUGCGGAAAGGGCACGCCUGAGACCUAAAGUGAGUUAAGCAGGAGUUGCCUCCCUGGCAAACCAAGAGGGAGCAAAGGAGCCUUGAUUUGACUAAGACUGCGGCUGGCGCCCCUCGCCUCUAUCGGAGGCCCCGCCCACCCGGGGGCCACCCGUCAGCCUCACUUGUCUAGCUUGGCGCCGCGGAAGGUGCACGUGUAGAAGUCCAGCGGCUUAUUGGACAAGCGUUGCUGCAGAGCUUUGCACAGGCGCAGGCGCCGCAGCAGCUCUGCCGACCCGUCCGAGUCCGGGUUAGGUCGCGCCUGGAAGACAAGUGCAGAGUCACAGCACGUGGUGUUCUUCCUGAGCCUCAUCGUCUGGCUCGUGCCCGACGUGCCAGCCAUCCUGGCUACCAAGAUCAAGCGCGGGCGCUACCUGGCCAAGCUGGCACUGGCAGACAACCGGGUGGCACUGCUUUCGCAGGGGCGCUGUCCCUGGAGCCCAGGACGUAGAGGCGAGUGAGGAGAGACUGCCCUUCCACGACGCUAGUUCCCCCAAGAUGCUUCCUUCAUUGGGGUCCUCUGCUUCCAGCCAGGGGUCUGGGCAGUACCUUGGCCAGCGGCCUCAAGGUUGCCUGGGAGCUGGGAUGAGAGGGUUAGGGUUCUCUGAAGACCCCUAGUCCUGCCUUGCCUCUCCAUGUUCCCAGUCUCCUGCUCUAUGUGCGGUGCUGACAAUAAACCUCUCUUUGUGCCCCAUUGUGACAUCUCUCCAUGGACACCUGGUCCCCACUCACUCUGUGCAGUGUCUUCUCAUUACAUGAUGAUGCUCUGAGGGGCCAAAGUAGACAUGAAGGAGUGAAGGGACCUAACCACUCUGAACCGAGUGGUCACCAUUUGGUAGGGAGAGUUCAUUAGUGUCUGGGUGUGGACCUCUUAUCCCAUGUGCUAAUCAAAGCCUAUAGUGUGUAAAUAACAAUAAAAGAGCUUAGCUAGAUCAGCUGAGAUACUUCCCAAUGGAUUUUCACACACUUUUCACCAGAUCCUUCCUAAAGCCCAGUGAAGCAGUACUGGGCAGUGGUUAAGGACACAAAUUGGUGGUGGAGUCAGACAGACCUGGGUUUGAAUAUUAGUUUUGACUUUUAUUUGCUGUGUGACCUUGGGCAAGUUCAAUGUCAUUAUCUGUGAGAUAGGGAUUUCAUAGAGCCGAUGGGAGAUUUAAAUGGGAUAAUGUGCUUAACCUGUGCAAGCCUCCUUUCCUCAUUUGAUUAAGUGGGAGAAAUAACAGUAUCUAUCUUCUAAGGUUGCGGUGGAGAUUAAAUGAAUAAAUAGAUGUGAAGUGCUCAGAAGGGUGGCCGGCACAUAGUCAGUGUACAAUUAGAAUUAUUAGCAACAUGAGUAUUAGUAUUUGUAUACAUACUUGUAUUAAGUGCCUGGCAAUUACCAAGUGCUCAUAUAAAUGGCAGGUAGUAUUAGGGAGAAAGCAACUUCCCAACUUUCUCAGGUUUGUGAAGAUUGCAUGCCAGGUACAGAGUAGGCCCUCCUUACUAAAGGCUGGUUCUACUUGGGCUAUUUGAAUUGGUUUUUUGAGGGUUCAUUCAGUGUGGGCUAGAGCCUGGGAAGUCUGGUGGAGGAGGCUGCUGGAGGUGGUGAGGUGGGUCAUUAUAGGCAGCAAGGGAGGAUGGAUGGUUCAUGAGGAACUGGGAUGCUGCAAGGGUGACCAGGAUGGUGCCAGAUGGUCACAUCACAGACUUCCACAAUUUUCGUCUCCCAACCAUAGAGACAAGUGUUCCCAUUUUAUAGAUGCUGUAGCCCGCUCUGAGAGAGUCAGUACACUGCAGAGUCCUCAGGGUCCCUGAGAAGUCUAAGGCAUGGGAGUUUCUCUGCAAAGGUCCCAGGAUGCUCCCCAGCCCCAAGAAGCCCCCUGCGGACGUUUCACAUUUGGGAAGCUCCAGAAGAUGGGUGACCUGUCUCCUGGGAGGAAAAGCAGUGCCUCUUCCAUCUUUAAGAUGUUAGUCUGGGGUCCUUCAGAGCCUCUCCUGGGCAUAGGACUCCCAUUGUUCCAGCCCCCCUCUUGUGCCUCAGACUGGCCAAACCGGUUCUGGGGAAGGGGGGCGGGGAGCAGGCACGUUGAGACAGCCGCCUGCCCGCCUGCGAGGUUCCCUCCGCCCUUGCCUCCCCUCUCCCUGCCCCACACAAUACCUGGGAGCUUGCAUUGCCUGGCUCAAGGGCCAUGCUGACAUCGCCCCCUGAGGACCUGGCUGCAACCCCAGAGCCCCCAGGGUGGCCUGGAGCCCUGGACGUGCUGGAGGCUGGACGGAGCUCCCUGGCUGAGUUGACAAGGGUGAGGGGUUCUUCCUCACCCUCCAGGGGCUUCCAGAACCCAAGUGGAGAGAAUCUCCCAGAAUACAAAGGAGCAGAGCCAGCUGGGCAGAGAGAGGGCUUCCCCUGCCGGAGCAGCCGAACAACAUCAGCAGCAGGCCUUGGCUGGAGAGGCCCAGGUGGGUGGCAGAGAAACAGAGGAAUGGACUGUGGGCCACCUGCCACCCUCCAGUCCCAUCUGGCUGGGCCACCUGGCACUGCCCACUACCCAGUAGCUGUGUGCCAGCAGGAAAGUCUGUCCUUUGUACAGUUGCCCACCCUGCAGCCCCCAAGUCCUGUGUGUCUGGAUCUCUUCCUCGUCGCUCCAGAGGAGCUGCAGGCGCCUGGCAGCUGCUGGUCCCUGGGGACCCCUGCUCCUCUCCAAGGGCUGCUAUGGCCAUCAUCCCCAGGAGGCCCAGACACUGAGAUCUCUGCCAGUGCGGGAAUGCGGCCCAGCAGGGCUGGCAGCUGGCCACACUGUCCUAGUGCCCAGGCCCCAGCUCCAGAGGGACCCUGGAUUUCCCAGCACCCACAGCCACAGCGCCGGGCCAGCCAUGGCUCAGAGAAGAAGUCAGCCUGGCGCAAGAUGCGGGUGUACCAGCGUGAAGAGGCCCUUGUGAGCCCCGAGGCCCAUCCUGUCUUCCUGGAGCCUAGCCGGGUGACAGAGCAGGCACUGAGCACAGAGGAGCCUGGGCCGCUGGAAAUGCCUGGGUCCACCCGAGUGGGCCUCGAGGGGCCUGAGCGGAGGCGCUUCUCAGCCUCUGAGCUGAUGACUCGGCUGCACUCUUCCCUGCGCCUGGGGCGGAAUUCUGCAGCCAAGGCACUGACUCCAGGGUCAGGCACUGGAGUUGCCCAGGAAGGGAAAGCGUCUGCAAUGGAGUCGCGCAGUAUAGAGAUGAGGGUGGACGCUAUGGCGAUGUCAGCCCCUGUUGACCUGAGCAGGGGCCAUGGCAGCUGGCCCGAGCCCAGGCUGGAUGCGCAGGAAGAGCCGGCUCUGGGUUCCAGGAGCGCCAGCGAGCGGCGCCAGUCACGGUUCCUCCUUAACUCCGUCCUCUACCAGGAAUACAGCGACGUGGCCAGCGCCCGCGAACUGCGGCGGCAGCAGCGCGAGGAGGAGGGCCCUGGAGAAGAGGCGGAGGGCGCGGAGGAGGGGCCCGGGCCGCCGCGUGCCAACCUCUCCCCGAGCAGCUCCUUCCGGGCGCAGCGUUCGGCGCGAGGCUCCACCUUCUCGCUGUGGCAGGACAUCCCCGACGUGCGCGGCAGCGGCGUCCUGGCUACGCUGAGUCUGCGCGACUGCAAACUGCAGGAGGCCAAGUUUGAGCUGAUCACGUCGGAGGCCUCAUACAUUCACAGCCUGUCGGUGGCCGUGGGCCACUUCUUAGGCUCAGCUGAGCUGAAUGAGUGCCUGGGGGCCCAGGACAAGCAGUGGCUGUUCUCCAAACUGCCCGAGGUCAAGAGCACCAGUGAGAGGUUCCUACAGGACCUGGAGCAGCGGCUGGAGGCAGAUGUCCUGCGCUUCAGUGUGUGUGAUGUUGUGUUGUACCACUGCCCGGCCUUCCGUCGCGUCUACCUGCCCUAUGUCACCAACCAGGCCUAUCAGGAGCGCACCUACCAGCGCCUGCUCCUGGAGAACCCCAAGUUCCCCAGCAUCCUGGCUCGCCUGGAGGAAUCUCCCGUGUGCCAACGCCUGCCCCUUACCUCCUUCCUCAUCCUGCCGUUUCAGAGGAUCACACGCCUCAAGAUGCUGGUGGAGAACAUCCUGAAGCGGACAACACAGGGCUCUGAAGAUGAAGACAUGGCCACCAAGGCUUUCAAUGCACUCAAGGAGCUGGUGCAGGAGUGCAACGCUAGUGUGCAGUCCAUGAAGAGGACAGAGGAGCUCAUCCACCUUAGCAAGAAGAUCCACUUUGAGGGCAAGAUCUUCCCGCUGAUCUCUCAGGCCCGCUGGCUGGUUCGGCACGGGGAGCUGGUGGAGCUGGCACCACUGCCUGCAGCACCCCCUGCCAAGCUGAAGCUGUCCAGCAAGGCGGUCUACCUGCACCUCUUCAACGACUGCCUGCUGCUCUCUCGGCGGAAGGAACUGGGCAAGUUUGCCGUUUUUGUCCACGCCAAGAUGGCCGAGCUGCAGGUGAAGGACCUGAGCCUGAAGCUCCAGGGCAUCCCUGGCCACGUGUUCCUCCUUCAACUCCUCCACGGGCAACAUGCAAAGCACCAGUUCCUGCUGAGGGCCCGGACGGAAAGUGAGAAGCAGCGAUGGAUCUCAGCCAUGUGUCCCUCCAGCCCCCAGGAGGACAAGGAGGUCAUGAGUGAGGGGGAAGACUGCCCCCAGGUUCAGUGUGUCAGGACAUACAAGGCACUGCAGCCAGAUGAGCUGACCUUGGAGAAGACUGACAUCCUGGCAGUGAGGACCCGGACCAGUGAUGGCUGGCUGGAGGGGGUCCGCCUGGCAGAUGGUGAGAAGGGGUGGGUGCCCCAGGCCUACGUGGAAGAGAUCAGCAGUCUCAGUGCCCGCCUCCGAAACCUCCGGGAGAAUAAGCGGAUCACGAGCGCCACCAGCAAACUGGGGGAGCCCCCCAUGUGAUGGGCAGCCGUGGCCUGGGACACCAGCUCCACACUCGGCUCCCGGACAGGUCUGGAGGCGCCUGCGGUGCCUCCAUGCCCCAAGCUGCUGCUGCUGGGGCUUCUGUUCUGAGGCCUGGCAUCGAGGGUACAGGCUGGACACAGGAGGGGUUGUCUUCGUGCUCCUCGGCGUCCAAGAUUCAGAGCUGAAGGCAGUUUCUUCCUCUGGCUUGGGGGCCACGACAUGUGACCUCUGAUGUCUGGCAAGGACUUGGGCCCUCUCCUUUUCCUGCUCUCGACCCUGCCUGACUCUGGGCCAGCUCUGGUGCUGCUGGGUGCUGGGCCUAUAUGUGUAUGUAUAUCUGGAGUCUUCUGGCCUGAGCCCUUGUGGGCCCUGGUUGCUGUGACUUGUCUGUAAAUAAACUCCCAUAAUGCCUUUGC